UAGUGGUUUAUCACCCAAAAAUACGGUAGAGACCGGCCGGCCGAUACGAGAAUUGUUCUGUGCAAAAUGGUAGCCCCCAUAAACUUUGGAAAUAAUUAACAGAGUAGUAGAACUACAAAUGUAAAUCAGUGGAACUUUCAACAGACUGUUAUAUUUGUUUCAUCCCUUUGAGCUGAAAAUCUGUGGUACGAUCAUCUAGAGACAACAAAAUAUCAAUAAUGGAAGAUGAAAAAGCAGGAACUAACACAAUGCAAGGACCAUACACUAUAGAUCAGCCAAAGACCGAUAUUGAUGGACCAAGUGUUUUGUCGUCCGAUAAUCCCUUGGCAGAGACUUGCUUUAAUUUAAAGAGUAUCAAGGAAUGUUAUCGUAAAAAUGGACUUUGGACCAAGGAUGCAGGAACGAAAAGAACAACACUUCUGCAUGCAGCGGCAGGAUAUGGGUUGCUUUCAGGGGUAGAAUACCUAAUGAGGGAAUGUUCAGUUGAUGUCAACAUAAUAGAUGAGAACAAGUUUGCCCCCUUGCACAAUGCAGUGGCACAUAAACACUAUGAAGUAGUGAAGUGUUUCAUUAAAAAUGGCGCAAAGGUGGACAUUUUGGGUAUGGAUGGAUAUACACCAUUACAUUUAGCAGCUACUAAUGGGGAUCUUGUUAUGUAUAAACUUCUGAAAGAGAGUGGCUGUAAUCCCUUUAUUGAGAAUGUCAAUGGUGAAACACCUUCUAGAAUACUCGAAAUUUUUUAUGAAAGUGUACAGGAAACUGGGAACAAUGUACAGCAAACGAGGGAGGCUGAUGCUAAGGAACAGUGCAGCCAAGGCACAGGGACCAUUGAACAACAGACUAUGAACAAUGUGCAAGAAACUGAACAGCACUCUGAAGUGAAGGUGAACAAACAAGUAGAGAGACAAGAAAUAAGAUACAAUAAACAGCAAGCUACAAAUAAGGCACAAGAAGCUGAAAAUAAAGCACAAGUCGAAUAUGAGGAACAGAAAAAUGGGGAAAUAAAACAAAAGAAUCCAAACAAAGUCCAAGAAGCUGGAAGUUAUGUAAAAAAAAAUGGCAAGAAGUCAAAACGAACCAGGAGGAAGGGCCAACAUGUUAAAAACAAAAUAGAGCAAUCUGGAAAUAAUAUACAACCAACUAGAGGGAUGGCACAGAACAUUGCAAAUAUGAUAAACCCAUCAGACCAUGAAUGUGUGGGUUUUGACAAAAAGGGUGAUGGUGCAAUGAAAAAGGGAUCCAAGAGGAGUGAAACAGCUUUUGUUGCAAGAAAUGGAAAGUGUAGGAAAAAGGAUGAAGAUGCCACCAUUCCAGAUAUAAGUGUCAAACAAGGAAAAAAGAAAGCUAAUGAGACCUUUUUUGGGAGUGACUCAAAAUCAGUGCCUGAUGUUCAAUUUUGGUUAGGGCGUUUUGCCUAUGUAUCAGUGGAAGACACUUGUAGACAAAAUUCAAGCCCUUUACUUCAUGGAGAAAAGCAGAAAAACGAUAGUUUGAGAACUGAUUUGAAAAGACAUCCAGAAUUUAGAAAAGUAAGUGCUACUGUUAGCAGUGCUGAUGAUGCAUUGGCAAGUGGCAUAUCUGUUGAUGAGGAAAAUUGUGGGAUAAAAACUGAUUGUAAAGACGCUGAUCCUCUGCCUGAUUUCAAAGUACUUUAUUAUGAAAAGAAAGAUAACACACAAGAAGAAAAUACAGAAAAUUUGAAUGAAAGUACUCGGACUGGAAUUCUUGAGUAUUUGAGAAGACAGAGAGAACAACCAAGAAAAAUAGCGAGGAAAGGUUUCAAGAGUUCAAAAAAUAUGAAAAAAGCAUCCAAUAGGGAUAAUACAGCUUUUGUUGCACAAAAUGGAAAAUAUAGGGAAAAGGAUCAAGAGGUCACCAUUCUAGAUAUAAGUGUCAAACAAGGAAAAAAGGAAGCCAAUGAGACAUUUGUAGAUACUGACUCAAGAUCAGUGCCUGAUGUUGAAUUUAGGUCAAUGUGUUUCGCUCAUGUAUCAGUGUCAGACACUUCUAGAGAAAACCUUAGCACAGUAUUUUAUAAAGAAGAGCACGACAAUACUUUGAAAACAGAAAUGAAAAAAAAUCCAGAGUUUAGAAAAGUCAGUGCAACUAAUGUAAGCAGUGCAGAUGAUGCAUUGGCAAGUGGCAUGUCUGUUGAUGAAAAGAUUGAGAUAAAAACUGAUUGUAAAGAAGCUGAUCCUCUGCCUGAUUUCAAAGUACUUUUUGAUGAAUAGAAAGAUAACACACAAGAAAAAGAGAAAAAAGAAAAAACGGUGAGAAAAGGUUUAAAGACUCCUAUAAAAAUUGUGGUGUCAAUGAUUGUUAUGAAAAGUAAAGAUCUUUAAGAGAAGAAAAAAAGCUUUAAAACAUAGACUGCUGACAGUGUCUUAUUAAUAAUGCAGUUCAAUGUAAGUGUUGUAUUAUACAAACAUGAUUGUGAAAAUGUACAAUUAUAUUGUAACACUUUGUAAAGAAAUCAUAGGUAUAUUGGAAAAGACAAACUUUUUACUUACAAAUACAUCUUUUCUGUAAAAAAAGUUAUAAUUCUAUGAAACAGCAAUAGUUGUUAAUAUAAUUUUCCUGGUAGUGUUUAUAAUCCUGAAGAUAUAUUUUCUGAAAUUAAUUCAAUAGUGCUGAUUAUACAUGUACUCUCAUAGAUGAGAAGAAUGCCUGUUCAAGUCAAACUUUUAUAUUGGUGGACAGCUUUGCUGCACUUAAACAUGCAUAAUAUAUUAGUUACUGUGAUUUUUUCUCUGUUCUCAUUGUUUGUAAGCUGUUGCUCUUCAAUUGUUACAUUAUAUUUACUGUCAUUUUUUCCUCCCUAUGUGUAAUUGUAAGAUCGUUUGUAAAUACUGGAAAUAUAGUUACAGCUGCUUACAAAAUAAACUUAAGUGUUUACAGUUUUAUGCCUUUCUGUUGAGUCAUUGAGGCAUCAUAAUUGCAGCUACCUGCAUGAUGGCAAGAGGUGACUAAAUGGGUUUCAAUUACUGGAGUCUAAGCAUCUCUAACAUCUAGCAGGUAAAGUGGGUUUGACCUCUGGUGUUGCUUCAGCUUAAAGUUUGUAACACCCGAGGUUAGCCAAAAUCAUCUUUCCUGUUCCGGUGCCAUAUGUCCUAAACUUUGUUGCUGUGCCGUAAAAUCAAAGAAAAAAAAAGUUUUUUGUAAAUUGGCUACUGACUAUCCAAUUGCUACACUAGGAUUUUACAUAGUCACUGGUUGACCUUCUUUACACAAAAUAACAUAUGAGCCACGUCACGACAAAACCAACAUAGUGCGUUUGCGACCAGCAUGGAUCCAGACCAGCCUGCGCAUCCGCGCAGUCUGAUCAGGAUCCAUGCCGUUCGCUUACAAACCCUAUUACAAUUAGAGAAACUGAUAGCGAACAGCAUGGAUCCUGAUCAGACUGCACGGAUGCGCAGGCUGGUCUGGAUCCAUGCUGGUCGCAAACGCACUAUGUUGGUUUUGUCGUGACGCGACUCAUAUGGUUUUGUUUGUGAUACUAUUGACCUGGCAAUCAGUAGUAAAGAUUGGGCUAAUUUUUUCAGUGCUUAAAACUGUUAAAUCUAUUGUGUGAAACAUUUUUAAUAUGACAAGGUUAUUAUUCAAUGUAUUUUAUGUAUUGUUAACUUACCUAGUUUGAUAAAAUUGAUUUAUAUUUGGUUUAUUAAAUUUGUAUUAUAUAUUUUUA
Molecule: messenger RNA, 3685 nt
Organism: Ruditapes philippinarum (Manila clam)
Lineage: Eukaryota; Metazoa; Mollusca; Bivalvia; Venerida; Veneridae
Product: ankyrin repeat domain-containing protein 12-like
Exons: 9
Coding region: 219-2231 (670 amino acids)
Molecular function (GO): protein binding
Source: RefSeq, a predicted model, not a curated record